Molecule: messenger RNA, 5991 nt
Organism: Vitrella brassicaformis
Lineage: Eukaryota; Vitrellaceae
Source: the annotation of a GenBank genome assembly
UGCAAAUCUCGACGAGGGGGUCGGCUGGCUGUACAGAUGGUGUCUCUCUCUCUGUCUGUCUGUCUGUCUGUCGGCACACCGACGCCUCAGGUCUCAUGACACAUACACGCAUAUGCAUAAAGCAUCAGACAGACACCACACUACCUACCACGCCUCUAUGCAUCAGUCUAGUCUGUCUGCUCCCACAUCCCCACAGCUAUCUCCAUCCCCACUGUCAGCGGCAGCUGGUCCACCCACCCGCCCUUCACCAGCCGACCCAACACACAGCUUCGCUCCUCCCCUCCCACACAAUCCAGCAACAGCCGCCGCCCAACCACCGCAUAUGCAGAACGCCGUGGCCUCCGACCGCCAUCGCCACUCGCCAGCUGCAGCAGCCGGUCCGCCAGCUCCAGACGAGGCACGGUUGGCAGCAUGUGCUUGAUGCCUGUCAGUGUGGCGUCCAGGAGGGAGGGUGUGAGAGAGGCACAUGGGGUGCUCCUGAGGGCGGCCAGGAGGAAGGGCAGCAGGGAAGACGGAAGGCCGCCUUUGGUCAGCUCCGGGACGACACCACACGCGUAUCCGAGACGCACAAACCCGUGGAUGCCCUCUGCUUCCCCCAGCAACAGCUCCACAAGCCCGCUGCGAAUGUGGAAGCCCAGAACGCCGCCCUCCGGCUCACUCUCACACACAUCCAUCCCUCCAGCCCCUCGCAGCACUGCCACAUCGCCCAUACAAGAGUGCUGAUGCAGCUGCACCUCUGCAGGCCCGAUAGCCGGCACAGCAAGGGCCAAAGCGAGCCGGCAUAUCCACUCGGUGAGCUGGUGUGCGAGGGACCGGUCGUCAUGUGCCCACAAUAGAGGCAGCAUGCGGACGAGGUAGGAGGCGAGGUUGCGGAUGGCCUGCUCAGGCACCUGGAUGAAUGAGGGGCGGGGGGGCGAGGGGCAGCCGAGCGACGACGAUGAGGCCAGUGCAAGCUGGCCCACAGCAUGGCUGGUGCGCAGGGUGAUGGAUGACGCGCAGGGGAACAUUGGCGCGCUGUGAGACCGGCUCCCACCGCCUAGGAACACACAGACAGACAGCGCACAGCUGUACCAGGGUGUCGUGUCUGUGUGUGGUCUGUGUGUACGGUGUCCGCUCACUCACCGAUAGUCCAAAGGCAGACGUUCCAUGGGACCACAGCGGGAUAGCUCCUCACAGCCAGCUCCACCGGGCCGCACACGCCAUCGCCAGCACUCACGGCACCGCCAGCGCCAUUGCCGUCGGCCUGCUUCUCGUCGCUCUGCGUCUCGUCGGGAGAUGGGGACUGCGACGGGGCGGCCGGGGAGUUGCUCUGUGGAGCGACAAGGGGUGGUGGGUUGGCGAAGUCUUGCUGCAGCAGGCAGUGCAGGGUGGCGAGAUCGGUGCCGUGGGCACCGUAAUGGGAGUACCUGCACACAGACACAUACACAGGGAGGCGACAAGGCGUGUGCCAGUCUCAGCUUGAAUACUCCACGUGUGCGAGCCAGCUUCACUUACGUGUUGUAGAUUUCUUGUCUGCUGGCCUCGCUGUGCCUGCCCACCACGAGCAGUCUCCUGGCGGCCUCGCCCCAUCCCAUCCCGUUCACGGCAAUGGCCGCCCUGCCCCUCGCACACUCCACCUCAUCGGCCCCCUUCCUUGCCACCUGCACGUCCUUCGACCGUGAUGGGUCGCGCAGCACCACUGUGCGACCGUCAUGCGGUGCGACGGCCGGGAAGAAUGCAUCACUGAAGCGGCACGCCGUGGCCUGGUCCCACUUGCUCUCGAUGAGCUGGAGCAGCUCGCGGGGCGAUGCUGUGUGACAAAUCCUUUCGAGCAAGGACGUUUCGUUGCCCUCUGCUGCUGCUGUCGUUGCUGUUGGUAGCGCCACGUCUGCCGUCCUGGGCAGGAGCUCCAUCGUCGGCCACUGUUUACACCUGAGCAGACCCAUUGCUUCCACGAGGCUGGCUGCCGCAUAAGUGACCCACACACAGGCCCUAGCCACGCGUGUGUCCGGCAUGGACAGCUGACGGUGGUGGUGGGUUUGGGUGUUGUUGGGGGGCAUGAGUGGCCGGCUGGAUGGGGGCGUGAUGGGGUCGUGCUGGGGGUCUGAUGGGGAGGGGUCAUCGGUCUGUAUGGUGGUGGAUGUGUCGGUGUCGUGCCGGUCGCUAGAGGCAUGCUUGGCCGUAUCGGACGAAUCGAGCGAAGAGGGACGCAUGUACUGAAGUGCACCACAAACGGCCGUCCACACAGGGCGACUGACACGUGAGUGUGCUUGUAUGCUGUCUGGGAUGGGAUGCUGUGUCUGACCUUGGUGGAUAGGGUCGAGACGAAGAAGUCCCCUGCGUGCUCCACUGCUGCCUCCGGGUCACUCAGGAAGGUCACCCAGUGCUUCGAUGCCGCCUCACUCCAGUCAGGCAACGACACGCCAUGACUUGCAUCCGUCCCCUGCAGCCGCUCGCCAUCCUCCGGAGGCCCCCCCUCAUCGGGCUUCCAGCCCUCAGAUGGCUCUCCCAGGUCGUGUGCCAUCUCUUCACCACCGACACCCCCGCCCCGUCCCACCAUGGUCAGGUACCGCCUCACCUCCCCACCUCUCUCCUGGAUGGCGCUCCUCAGAUGCGACGCGAGUGUCCACGCUAUCGUCAGCCCGCUGGACUGGUCGGCCCCGCGAGAGAUCUCUCGCGACCCCUCCUUUGUCUGCUCGACCAGCGUGUCGGCUUCGAUCUUCACCGAUGGGGAGGCUACCAUGACGUGCAGCGCCUCAAGAGCCUCACGAUAGCCGGCCGACGACCAGAACGUCUUGGCGUCGAGCAGCCACUUGGCCAGAGCUGACAGGGUCUGGUGAGAAGACGCCAAGUCGACAGAGAGUGGCUGGUCGCAACGCAGCAGGGGGGGCGGACAGAUGGGCGGUGGCGCCAAAGACGGGGCAGCCACCUCACCCACUGGUGGCGACACAGGGGCGACGGCUGGCUUCUCCUUCGGCCCGUGACGCGGCUUCUUGCGUCUCGGAAGUGCGUGUGACGGUGGGGAGGCGUUUCUGGCCCGUUUGGUGAGCAUCGAGGACAUGAAGGGGUCUGACGGGGCUGCGGGGUAGGGCUGGUGCAGACGGGAGGUGACGAAGGGGAAAGAGGUGGGCGGGCCGACCUGGCCCUUUGCCAGCACAUCGACCAAACCCUCCUCAAACACCUAAUACAUUCCCAAGACAACAGCCAGCAGCUUGCCGUGGCAUAUUAAUUGUGGUGUGUGUGACACACACACACCACACACACCUGUCGGUAGAUGUCGGGUUUGUUGCCGGGCAGCUGUCCCGCCUCCGCCACGCACGCCCACCGGCUCUCAAACACCACACACGACGGCACUCCGCCGUCAGCGUCAUCCGCCUCGCCACCCCGGUCGUCCGCCAUUGCCGCACGGGGGAAGUUGGUCAGAGGGGCAGGGAGAGUGAAGGUGGGGUCUGACGCGUGCAGCAGCGUCUCCCAUGUCCGCAGAGUCGUGAGCAAAGCGGACGACUGGGGGAGCGACUCGACGCUGGGAAGAGACGGAGGCCGGUCGGGUGACGUGAGCAGCCGGAGCACGGGAACGAGCAUCUCGAUCGUUGAGAGCAACUGCAGGCGAGAUGGAUGACACAGCCGGUGCUGCAAAUGUGUUGUGAGGUGUCGAGAAGCGCCAGGUGUCGUGUCGCCACUCACCCUGUCUCUGCUUCCGUCCGUCAUCGCAGUCUUGUCUGUGGGCAGGCCGCAUUCAUCACGAAACGCCUCCGACGCCACCUCAUCCACCACACGCCCAAUCACCUCCUUGGCCCACUCGGCCAGCCUCACUGUACCGCCCCCGCUCUUCAGCCCCUCACCAGUCGGCUCGCGGCCGCCCACCGACGGGCUCGACGCCGGGCUGCUGACAACGGAGCCAAAGGCUUGCGUGACGCCCUCCACCAACGCCCCCACCAGAGCGGCUCGACUCUCCCUCAUCGCGAUGAGCGACAGAGUGCCGUCAGCCGCCAGCAUCCACAGGACGUGCCACCGAGCGUCAUAUUUGGCGUCGACAGCGCUGCCUGCGGCCGUCCACUCAUGCUCGACAGCGAUUCUGUCGACGUUGCAGAGAAGGACUGAUGGCGAGAGGGGGGCGAAGGAGACGAGGCGCGACGACGACACGCUCUGCAGUAGAUGGAGGGAUGGCGGAGGGGCAGUGGGGUGGGUGAACCGCAGAGUGGUGAGCACGAGGCCGUGCGAGUCCGCCACCCACAGCCGACCGCCUGGACGGGCAGAUAGGAUGCUGUGUGCGGUUUUGGGGGACGACCCAUCGGCAUCUGUUGGAAGGCAAAAGGGACUCUGUGGAUGUGAGUGGCACCAUUUCGAUGGAAGGACGCGUAGCUCGUCUGCCUACCCUCCGUAUGUGUGGGGGCGUGUGGUGGGUGUUGCUGUCUUGGUGUCCUCCAGCAGGCAGCGUGCUGUCCCUGGUGGGGCUUCGACCCGAUAUGUGUGAGGCCCACGCCGCCCUCCCACUGAUACACACCAUUCCGACUCUCCCCUGGAUAUAUAAACCAAUCAGCCAACCAACCACACGCACAAGUUGCUCGGCUCUCCCUCCCUGUCUGUCUCUUGCGGACCGGAAACGAGCAGAGGCGCUCUGGAUGCUUGUCCGGCACUGCAGCUGGCGAAGCCACCGGAUGCAGCUGACGCCACGGCAGGGGCAUCGUCACUGUGCGCGGUGCCGUCCUCCUGGGCGAAGAAUGCGUCCAGGCCAUCUAGUGACGGGUCGGCGCUCGUGGGCGCCACAUCGAGACCCGUGACGCCGCCGCACUGCAGUAGACAAAGACCGACACAGACAUCUUGGUCUGGCCGGCUAUUAGAGGUGGGCCCACCUCUCCAUUGACCAGUAGCUGGGCGGCACACAAGGCUGCGUCGGAGCGCCUUCGUGACGACUGAACGAACACAUACACACACGUAUGGUAUGCACGUGAGAUGGCGCCUCAUGUGCUCACUGCACACUGAUGGUUUGUCUUCAAUCUAUCUAUCCGUGUCAGUCAGUCAGUCAGUGAGUCGCCCGCCCACCCACCCUCCCACCCACCCACCAGUGUCAUGAUAUGCGCCAGUGCGAUCUCCACGACGACUCCCCUGUCGUCCCCGACAUACAGACGGCAAUGGUCCCUACUCCAACACUGAGCAACAAACACAGCACGGCAUUCGAAACAAGAGCAAGAAAGCUUAGGGCAUGGUUGCGCAUAAAUGGCCACCCGACCACCCACCAUUGCCGUGAUGUGGUGGAGGCGAGUGGUGGUGGUGGUGGUGCCGUCGCCGCCGUCUUGCCCGGACAUGGUGUAGUGGAUGGGCUGCACCAGCUGCCAGCUCGACGGGUCACAUGGGUGCAGCACCACCAACACCUGCAUGACGUGACGAACAGACAGAAAGUCAGAAGAAUGUUACAACGGAAACCUGAGUGACAGACUGACUGACUGAUUGCGUGCCUGCGUUCAGCAGUCAGGCACUCAGUUAUUUACCUGUCCGUCUGCUGUGCCGACGGCCAGCGCCUCCCCAUCUGACGAUAACGCCGCCUGAAGGAACCAAAACAAACCAACCAACCAGGAUGCACACAGAAACGGCGAAUGAAUCCAUCGUAUCAAUCCAUCUACCUUAAGGUGUUCUAACGUUCACCCACCUUUGCUACGGCUGCAUCGGUCGGCAGGUCGACCCUCCCGCACAGCUCGAAAGGCCCCGCUGCAGUCUGCGACCUGCCAGGACAUCCACACAUAACUAACAUCCACACCUGUCUGUCAUCGGCCCUCACUCCUCUCAUGGGGUGAUUGACGCAGUGCAUUCACUCACUCACGGCCGGCUGGGCUCACCUGCCGAUGAGGAGGGCGCCUCUCUGGCCACCGAUAACGGUGAGAUCUCCGUUAGCGCCGAUGCAUGUCCAGGGAGAGCCGUCGGGUGGCAGGGGAAUGUCGAACCGAAAGAAAUACAGGUGCGGGGACUCCAUCCUUCAUGCCUCCACGGGCAUUCAUAUCCCUCUCUCGAAUCAAC